AUGAGCGCCGUGACCAUCACGCAAGUGAAGGUGCUCGACAACCCGGGGCCGUUCCUCUCGCCGCUCCGCCUCGAGAUCUCCUACGACUGCAUCCGACCGUUGGAGGACGAUUUGGAGUGGUCGAUUGUGUAUGUGGGGUCAGCCAACGACCCGGCCUAUGAUCAGGUGCUGGAGAGCGUUUUAGUUGGCCCAGUCAACGUCGGCAGCUUCAGGUUCAUCCUCGAAGCAGACCCACCCGAAGUUUCCAAAAUCGUGGAGGGCGAGAUCCUAGGAGUCACCGUUUUGCUGCUCACAUGCGCGUACCGAGAGCAGAAGUUUAUCCAAGUCGGGUACUAUGUCAAUAACGAGUACGUGGACGAGCAGCUGCAGCAGGAACCCCCUCCCAAGGUCGUGUUCGAUAAGCUAUCGCGCAACAUCUGGGCUGAGAAGCCCAGAGUUACAAAGUUUGCCAUCAACUGGGACCCAGUGGGAGGGUCGGGGUAUGAAGGAGGGUCAGGGUAUGAGGGAGGCUCAGGGUGUGUGGGAGACACGAUGAUGGAGGAUGGAGGUCAAGGGGUAGGGUAUGGUGGGGAAGGUGAGCAUCGGAGCUUUGGUAUUGGUUCGGAGCCUGCCCCUUGGGUUCCAGCUGAAUCAGUUGGUGCUGCAGCUGCGGAAGCAGGAGAUGCAGGAAAGCUGGAAGAAAUGAGUGGUGCAGGGAGCAUAAAAGCCAGAGAGGGUGCAGAGGUUACAGAGGCUACAGAGGUAACAGUAGCUGUUGGCCUGGCAGGUGAGGCUGCAGCUGUGGGCCGGACUGAGAUGGAUGUAGGCACGGAACCAGCACCCGGUGCUGGAUUGGAAAGUGGCUCGGGGGAAGCUGCUCCUGCAGUUCAUGUCACUGGUGGUGAAGGUCAAGACAACGGCGUGUGUGCAUCGGAUAUGCAAGAUAGGGAUGCCGAGGCUUUGUUUCAAGGCAGCCUGAGGGUGCAAGAGAGCUGCUGA
Closterium sp. Yama58-4 is the source of this 978-nucleotide messenger RNA. Lineage: Eukaryota; Viridiplantae; Streptophyta; Zygnematophyceae; Desmidiales; Closteriaceae. The record is from the annotation of a GenBank genome assembly.